UCAGGACAACAGUAAACAACUGUCUGACUGACUGUGCAUCACAGGGAGUGCAUGAGUGACCAAUUGGUUUCGGCCUAGUACUUGUUCUGUAUACAGAUUUGAUGUGAAAAUAUCCUGUAACGGAAUGGAUUCGGAAAGCCUAAAGGUGAAGAGCACGAGAAGAAGGGAACUCCCACCCCUGCCUCAGACAUCACGGGGACGAACUCUGCCCUCCUUGGCCAGUGAUGACACACUAGAUGAGGUUCCAGUGCCCAGGACCAGAAGGAAGAAGGCCAAGCGAGAGACCGAUGGCACGGAGGAUACAGAGGGUGAUACUGCUAUGGAGAUGGGGGGUCUAGCGAGUCGUAGGCAGUCGGGCAGCCAAACACCUGUGACCCCUGAACUGCAGGAAGUCACUGCUCCAAGAAAAAAGAAGAAAAAGAAACAACAGACCAUCGAUCUGGAGGGGGACCAGGCAGGUCUGGUGAAUGGUGAUGCUGUUGAACAGACCACAGAUGGAGAGGAGAUACCACGGAAAUCCAAAAAGAAAAAGAAGCCCAAGGUGGUGGAGAUGCAGUAUGUUAAUGACCUGGACGUCGAGGAGGAUGACAUCAUCUCUGACGCCCAGUCACCGAUCCCCCAGCAUUCCCUGUUCUCUGCCCCAGUCGGGCAGAGCCAACCUGUGGGGAAAGUGUUCGUGGAACGUGGCCGACGCUUUCAAGCUGCCGAUCGGAUCGACAAACGGAAGGCAAGUGAUCAGCUGGAUACAAACUUCAUGGACAUCCAGUCCAUGUGGACGACCAGAGACGUUUCUUUGAAAGUGCACAGUGGAUAUAGGGUGAUCGGCCUUUUUGCUCACGGGUUCCUGGCGGGUUACGCGGUGUGGAACAUCAUUGUGAUCUACGUUCUGUCUGGAGAAGAUUUCAGCACCCUGGGGAACCUGCUUCAGCAGUACCACAGCUUGGCCUACCCCUCCCAAUCUCUGCUCUACCUCCUGCUGACUCUAAGCACCGUGUCUGCCUUUGACAGGGUGAACUUGGCCAAAGCCACCAUAGCUAUGAGGAGUCUGCUCAUGUUGGACCCUGUUGCUCUUGCCUCCUUAUUAUACUUCUCUGCGCUGGUGCUAACCCUCAGCCAACAGAUGACCAGUGACCGCAUCAACCUCUACCCAAGCUCCAACUCAACCCUUUGGCCCCCCGGCUCUGAGCACUCAGUCCUGUACCCCUGGGUCAUCGUGAACCUGGCAGUCACGCUGAUGGUGGGGCUCGCCUGGGCACUCAUCUCCACUGGACCCGAGACGGACCACACAGAGGAGUUCCUGUUGUCUAUGGAAGUGGAAUACCCCAAAAUUCCAGAAAAGGGUGAAAUGCCAGCCUGAUACACACAGGGUUCCUUGCACCAAUUGCACCUUUUUUACUUGUUACGUUUUAAUUAAGUGUUUUGUAAAUACACAUUUUUUGUAUGGUCUCUGUAUAUAGUAUUUGGCUGGUCAAUACUUGCAUGGCAUCCUUUUUUAAAAACAAAAAUAAAUCAGUAUACACCACCA
This is a messenger RNA of Alosa sapidissima (American shad), 1525 nucleotides long. RefSeq names its product transmembrane protein 237b (gene tmem237b). Gene Ontology annotation, biological process: cilium assembly. The record is from RefSeq and is a predicted model, not a curated record. The transcript is spliced from 14 exons. Gene Ontology annotation, cellular component: ciliary transition zone. Bases 125 to 1357 code for a protein of 410 amino acids. NCBI's taxonomy places the organism in Eukaryota, Metazoa, Chordata, Actinopteri, Clupeiformes, Clupeidae.